AAGUAUAAAUAGCUUGUGUGUUUACAGUUAGCUAGAUAGAGUCCUUUGUUAGUCGCAUCGUUUUGCUAUCAAAAAUGUGCGGCCCGUAUAGCAACCUACUUAUUGUUCCGUAAUUCCUCGUGGGGAGUUAUUGAAAUAUUUUCAUAAACGUUUUUUUCUCUUGAGGGCAGUUUUUUUUUUCUCCCUUACCACUUCAGUGUCUGCUUGGAACCGAAAAGGAAGCGUCAAUUGAAGUGGAAAUUUUUUUUAAGGUCAUCUUGAGGCUUUUAAGGUUGCAGCCAUGGUGUUGAUUCUUGGCAGACGGAUGAACAGGGAGGACACUGGCAUCAGAGACUCACCGGCUGUAAAACGCAAGGUGUUUGAGGUGGACUCCAAGACCUUAGCCAGCCAGGAGGUGUUGGACUUCUGCUCCGGCUCCUCCCACUCCGAGGGCAUCCUGCAGGUGUUCAACGAGUUCCGCGACUGCCGCCUGUUCACGGACGUGGUCAUCAGCGUGCAGGGCCGCGAGUUCCCCUGCCACCGGGCCGUGCUCUCAGCGUGCUCCUCCUACUUCAGAGCCAUGUUCUGCAACGAUCACCGCGAGAGCCGCGAGAUGCUGGUGGAGAUCAACGGCAUUCUGGCCGAAGCCAUGGAAUCCUUCCUGGCUUAUGUUUACACCGGCCGUGCCAAGAUCACCACAGAGAAUGUCCAGUUCCUCUUCGAGACCUCCAGUCUCUUCCAGAUCGCCACGUUACGUGACGCCUGCGCAAAGUUCCUGGAGGACCAGCUGGACCCGUGCAACUGCCUGGGCAUCCAGCGCUUUGCGGAUGCGCACUCCCUCAAGCAGCUGGCCAGCCGCUGCCGCAGUUACGCUUUGGCCAAUUUCUCGGAGGUGGCUCAGCACGAGGAGUUCCUCGACCUCCGCAGGGAAGAGCUGGAAGAGUACAUCGACAGUGACGAGCUGUCCAUCGGGAAGGAGGAGGUUGUGUUUGAAGCCGUGAUGCGCUGGGUUUACCACAGUGUGGAGCAUCGUAAACCCAUGCUGAAGGCCUUGCUCCACCAUGUGCGCUUGCCUCUCCUGCACCCCAACUACUUUGUCCAGACCGUGGAGGGAGACCAGCUCAUCCAGAACGCUCCGGAGUGCUACCAUCUGCUCCACGAAGCCAGGCGCUACCACGUACUUGGAAAUGAGAUGAUGUCACCCAGGACCCGGCCACGCAGGUCGACUGGCUACUCUGAGGUGAUUGUGGUGGUGGGCGGUUGUGAGAGAGUAGGCGGCUUCAACCUGCCUUACACCGAGUGCUACGAUCCAGUGACAGGAGAGUGGAAGUCGCUGGCCAAACUGCCCGAGUUCACCAAGUCAGAGUACGCCGUGUGUGCCCUCCGCAAUGACAUUCUGGUGUCAGGUGGACGCAUCAACAGCAGGGACGUGUGGAUGUACAACUCGCAACUCAACCUGUGGAUCAGAGUGGCUUCAUUAAAUAAAGGCCGCUGGAGGCACAAGAUGGGUGUCCUGCUGGGCAAGGUCUACGCUGUGGGCGGUUACGAUGGCCAAAGCCGCCUGAGCAGUGUGGAGUGUUAUGACUCCUUCUCAAACCGCUGGACAGAGGUGGCGCCCUUGAAGGAGGCGGUCAGCUCGCCGGCUGUGGCCAGCUGUGCCAGCAAGCUCUUUGUCAUAGGAGGAGGGCCCGACGACAAUACCUGUUCAGACAAGGUCCAGUGUUAUGAUCCAGAGACGGACACUUGGCUCCUCCGAGCUAACAUCCCCAUCGCCAAGCGCUGCAUCACCGCCGUAUCACUCAACAACCUCGUGUACGUGUGCGGCGGUCUCACCAGGUCCGUAUUCUGCUACGACCCUGCAGAGGACUACUGGAUGCAUGUGGUACAUACAUUUGCAAAACAGGAGAGUUGCGGCAUGUCGGUGUGUAACGGUAAGAUCUUCAUCCUGGGUGGCCGGGGCGAAAACGGCGAAGCAACGGACACCAUCAUGUGUUAUGACCCAGCAACAGGCAUCAUCACAGGGGUGGCUGCGAUGCCCCGUUGCAUCUCUUACCACGGCUGCGUAACCAUUCAUCGCUUCAAUGACAAGUACCAUAGGCCAUGAUCAGAAACGUGCAUGCACUUAGAGUGUCUGAGUACGCACACAUAAACACACAAUUCAUUGCAUCACAAGCAUCAGUCAGUUAAUUUAUUUUCUCACAGUAUCAUGUAGCAACAUGCUCUGGGCAAACAAAACAAAAUGAACAUCAACAGUCAAACAUGGCCAACAUGCAACAUUUUGUUGUUAUUAACAGCAGGUUUCCUAGAAAGUGUCCAAAGAACAUCAAAUAAUGUUGCAUCAGUUUUUUGUUUUUUUUUUGGAUGCAGCAUCCCUAAAAAGUUAUUAUACACUUUCUAUUUCCUGUUUUCUCCCUGUUUUGUUUCAGGUAUCAUUCGGACAGCUGAGGCUUUGUUUGUUUUUGGAAGCACAUCAUUUCCUUGCCCAUGGAUGAUCGAUUGACUUUGGAACAAUGUUGCAAAAUUGCCGCCUAGCUUUUCUGUCGCUUACUGCAGUUCAGCGCUAAUUUCAGAAGCUGUAUGGUGACGACACUGCUCCAAUGCAUCGUGCACUUUGUGCUAUGCUUUGCAAGUUUCCCGAAACAGGAUCUGUUUUUUUGAUUAACCAUGCAACGGGUGACCUGCUCUUUUGCCCGCCAAUGAAGACGCCUUUAGCGGGGGCCAAGGAAAGUUAGCAUUGAUAGCGUAAAAUGUACGAUGCAUAGGAACAUGGUGAUGGCUAAAGCUUCUCAAACGGGCUCUACACUGCCGUGGGGGACAAAAAUACUUGUUGCCAGGUGGCAAUUUCGAAACCCGCCUCUUUUGUCAAUUGGUGAGCCCCCGGCCAAGGAUCUGCUAAAAAAGAGUUCAAAGCGUAAACUGUCAAAUUCUGAUGGCCUCAUCUCAUGCUGAGUGAUACCUGAAAUUAAAUUAUAAAAGGGAAGUGUAUUGUGACUUGUGGAACACCCUAUAAAUAAAUAAUGUAAUGUGAAAAAAAAA
Hippocampus comes (tiger tail seahorse) is the source of this 3015-nucleotide messenger RNA. It is a transcript of the gene klhl24a, whose product is annotated as kelch-like family member 24a. Lineage: Eukaryota; Metazoa; Chordata; Actinopteri; Syngnathiformes; Syngnathidae. The record is from RefSeq and is a predicted model, not a curated record. The coding region runs from base 281 to 2083 and encodes 600 amino acids. The transcript is spliced from 8 exons. Gene Ontology annotation, molecular function: protein binding.